Messenger RNA from Symbiodinium sp. CCMP2456, 843 nucleotides. The record is from the annotation of a GenBank genome assembly. NCBI's taxonomy places the organism in Eukaryota, Dinophyceae, Suessiales, Symbiodiniaceae.
AUGCAGCAUUGCGAGCGCGAGCUGCACGAGCCCAAGGCGGAUCUCAUUCGCAGCUUGAUGUCUCGCGUCCGUGGCUGUGGACGAAGCGUGCUUUGUGGAGGACGACGGCAAGGAGAUUGCAUCCAUUAUGGGCAUCUGCCGUGGCGUUUUCGUGUCCAAGAGAAGUGGGAUGGCGGAGAGCAAAUUGAAGGAGCUUCGAAACCAAGCUGGGGCGAUGGCUUGCAUGCUGUGGAGGCCGAGGCAGUGUUGAAAGUGGUGGCAAGGCCGCAAGCAGCGCCCUCACCACCUUCGUCAGACGGUUUCAGCGGCGUCCGCAAAGCUGGAGGCAAAGGCGGAUCGCCGGCCAAGGAACCUGUGCCAUCUGCGCUGCGCGCAGGCUUCAGUGGCGUGUUCAAGUCAGGCCGACUUGAGCCAGCUGCAAGACCUGCUGCAGCACUGAAGGCAACGGCAUCAGCACAGUGCCCGGAGAGAGCACAGGGCAGGUUGAGCAGUGUGCACUUGAUCCCCGUCUUCGAGCAGCUCGCCGGGUGGGAGCUGGGCGUGGAUGCGCCUCACGCGCUGUCGGAGCACGGGCAGAAGAUGCCAAAUGCAUCGCAGGUCACCUACCAAGACAGCAAUGACACGGUGGCUCUGUGUGCUACAGGAAGAAUGCGCUCGUUUUGGACGGCAUGCGCUUUGGGAGGACCUGCGCGUGUGGGGCAGCUGAACAGCUUCUUUUCGAGCCUAAAGGUGUCCGGAGCGCAGCUGACCAUCAUCACCAAGGGCAAUGUGGGGGCCUGCCGAUUCCUGGAGCACGAAGGCCUGUUGCAGCAUUUCGAGAAGGUCUUUGGGACUCUACGGUAG